AUGUCAAAUAAAAGCAAAAUUGCUGAGUUUCUCCUUCAGGGAAUAACUAACAACACCCAGGGAUUCCAGAUUUUGCACUUUGUAUUGUUUUUAGCCAUUUAUUUGGCAGGACUUGGUGGGAAUAUCUUCAUCAUCAUAACUAUAGCUCUCAAUCACCGCCUCCACACUCCCAUGUAUUUUUUCCUGAUGAAUUUAUCCAUUGUUGAUCUUGGCUCCAUCUCAGUCACUCUCCCUAAAGCAAUGUCAAAUUCCAUCAUGAACAGUCAGUCCAUUUCCUAUGGGGAGUGUGCAGCUCAAAUGUUUUUCUUCCUUUUCUUCAUGACUUCAGACUUUUCUCUUCUUACUGUCAUGGCAUAUGAUCGCUAUAAAGCUAUAUGUGACCCUCUGCAUUAUGAGUCCCUAAUGGAUAAGAUAGCCUGUCUCAGAAUGGCUUGUGGUGUCUGGAUCAGUGGUUUUCUCAAUGCAGCAUUUCACACCGCAGGCACAUUUUCUUUGAAUUUCUGCUCAAAUAUCAUCCACCACUUGUUUUGUGAAAUCCCUCAGCUCCUUGAAUUGUCCUGCUCUGAUGGGUAUGGAGGUGAAACUGUGUUCAUUGCUAUGUCUGCAGGUUUGGUCCUUGGAUGCUUUGUUUUUAUCAUUACUUCAUAUGUGCAUAUUUUUGCUGCAGUGCUAAGGGUUCCUUCUGUUCAAGGAAGACAUAAGGCCUUCUCCACUUGCAUACCACAUCUCAUUGUAGUCUCCAUGUUUGUCUGUUCUGGCAUUAUCACCUAUCUCAGGUCAAUUGCCAGAUCAGCCUCUGAUUUGGACCUCGUUUCAGCUCUGCUUUAUUCUGUGUUGUCACCGGUAACAAAUCCUGUCAUCUACACCAUGAGAAACAAAGACAUAAAAACUGCUUUUCAGAUGUUAUUAAAUGGGAAAAUUUAA
This is a messenger RNA of Sceloporus undulatus (fence lizard), 924 nucleotides long. Its product is annotated as olfactory receptor 14A16-like. Gene Ontology annotation, biological process: G protein-coupled receptor signaling pathway. Gene Ontology annotation, molecular function: olfactory receptor activity; G protein-coupled receptor activity; odorant binding. Lineage: Eukaryota; Metazoa; Chordata; Lepidosauria; Squamata; Phrynosomatidae. The coding region runs from base 1 to 924 and encodes 307 amino acids. The record is from RefSeq and is a predicted model, not a curated record. Gene Ontology annotation, cellular component: membrane. The transcript has a single exon.